AUGCCGGGCAGCGGGCCAUUGCUGGAGACGAACAACAUCCUCGAACAUCCCACAGGCCCCGACUACCAGCUGGUACUCGGAGAAGGCACAUAUACUCUGAAAGACGACCUACACCUUGCGACGCCGCCUCCACAUCCAAGCGAUGCGCCGCAGCCCAACAACAACCCUCUCGCGACCACCGUCGGCCCUCCCACCGCUGGAUCGCGCCUCUCUAUCGCAGUGCUCGCACCUCGAAAGCCUCCGUCGCAGAACCUCUUUCGAACAACCACCUCGCAGAGCACACGCUCCAAUAUACCGCCAAGCAUAGCUGAAGAGGCGCAGAGUCCUAAGAGCGAUGCCGGAUCAACAGUCAACGGCUUGGGCUCGGUUGGAUACUACAGUCAGACUUCAUCUUUUGGGGACAGUAACCCAGCGCUAGCGCCUCUACCAGUCAAGGGCGGGAAGAAGGAUCAAAAGUCGAAGCCGAAGAAUAACAUUGUCAAAUCGAAUUCGUCCUUUGUGUCGAGGGUGAUACCGCACGAGGCGUGGCAGAAGCGGUUGACCGAGCGCUCGCCAGAUGGGUUGUUCGCUUUCGCCAACGUCAAUCGCGCGUUCAUGUGGCUGGAUCUGUCGUCAGACCUCAAGACCGAAAACAUGACCAAAGUCUUGUUCACCAAAGCGCACGCCCUUUGUCAUGACUUGAACCCAGUCACAAAGUCAAACACUCACCUUGACCUCAUACUCGGCUUCAACACGUCAGACAUAAUAUGGUACGAACCAAUGUCGCAAAAGUAUGCCAGAAUCAACAAGAAUGGCAUGAUCAAUCCAUCGGCGAUAUCCUCCGUUUUGUGGUUGCCCAACAAGGAGAAUCUGUUCGUCGCCGCCCACAUGGAUGGCACGCUGGUAGUUUACGAUAAGGAAAAGGAAGAUGCCGACUUCGUACCCGAAGAGCAGUCACCGAUAGAGAAUGGUCACACAAAUGGCCACGCCAACGGAGACGGCCCACCAGCCCUCAAAUUCCAGGUCAGAAAGUCGGUGCAGUCGCGGAAUCAAAAGACGAAUCCAGUCGCAGUCUGGAAAUUGUCAAACAUGAAGAUCAAUAGCAUCGCUUUCUCUCCUGAUGGGCAGCUUCUGGCGAUCGUUAGUGAGGAUGGUUCACUCACGAUAAUGGACUAUAUCGAGGAAAAGGUGCUGGAUGUGUUUCGCUCAUACUAUGGCGCCAUGCUUUGCGUAACGUGGUCCCCCGAUGGACGAUAUGUACUCACGGGAGGGCAAGAUGACCUGGUCAGCAUCUGGUCACUGGUUGAUCAUGCAUUGGUUGCGAGAUGUGUGGGCCACAAUUCUUGGGUAACGGACGUCAAGUUCGAUCCUUGGAGGUGUGAUGAACGGAAUUAUCGUUUUGGCAGCGUGGGGGAGGAUUGUCAACUCCUACUAUGGGACUUUUCAGUUGGAAUGCUUGGACGACCAAAGCUGACGCGAGCACGAGGCAGCAUAUCAGGCAACGACCGGAAACAGAGCCUAUCGACAGUGGGACGAUUCAGGAGCAAUUCGAAUCUGACUCAAGUCCAGACGGAUGGCACCAAUGGCGAUGAGAUGGUCCAUCCUGUGGAUUCCAUGGCAAGCACAGCUGUGCUGCCGCCAGUGAUGUCGAAGAGCAUCGACGAACACCCACUCUGCUGGCUUGGAUUCGAGGAGCACUGCAUCCUCACGUCGUGCAAGGACGGACACAUUCGCGAGUGGACUCGACCGACUGAUCUGUAG
Messenger RNA from Zasmidium cellare ATCC 36951, 1740 nucleotides. RefSeq lists its product as uncharacterized. Gene Ontology annotation, molecular function: protein binding. Gene Ontology annotation, biological process: carbon catabolite repression of transcription. NCBI's taxonomy places the organism in Eukaryota, Fungi, Ascomycota, Dothideomycetes, Mycosphaerellales, Mycosphaerellaceae. The transcript has 2 exons. Bases 1 to 1740 code for a protein of 579 amino acids. The record is from RefSeq and is a predicted model, not a curated record. Gene Ontology annotation, cellular component: cell division site; cell tip; nucleus.